AUGUCUUCCAAGGAUGCUCGCGCGAGGGGUAUCAUUUCCGAUCUUCGUCGGGAUGCACUAGCGCAGCAAAUCUUGGACGGGGUAGAUUCUGGUCCUUUCGGAGCUAGCGGCAGGCUGCGCCGAUCUGUGGACCCCAAUCAAGACAACUUCUUUGCGUCGAUCGUCAGUGCAGCGCCGCCGAAAUUAACGAGCGACCGUUCUCGGCGGCAAUCAAGGAUAACCCGCGAGAGCGUCACACAAGACGACCCGUCGGUCAACCGCCGCCCAACGCUGGAGUGGCAGGAUCGUUUGUCAGAAUCACUUGCGCGAUGGUCUGAAGAACAACCGCGAACCAAUCCUGUUCAGAACAACCAGAGCCACACAGCCAUCCAACCUCAGUUUGAAGCCCCGAUUGUCGACAGGACGUCUCAAGAGCCUGUCAGACGGAAGCGACGAGUAGAUGUCCAGCCUAGUGUCACCGAUCCCCAUUGGGAUGAGUUGCAUAUAAUGAAUGAUACAGAUAAGGAUGAAUUGGAUGAUUGCGCGGAUGCUUUUGGCAAUUUGUCAAUAGAUGAGAACCGGGAGGUCCGCUACCACGGGAACUCUUGCGGUCUGUUUAUGCUUGCCAGAGAUCAGCGCUGGGACCGGCGCAAUGUUGGCGGCGUAUGGAACUUCCCAAUGGCAAAGCUUUGGUCAGGAGUGCAGAGCGCUGAGGAAAGGACCAAUAUGGAAGAUGUAGAAUCUAGGAUCCCCUUGCCCCAUCAACAAUUGCAGGAUCAUCUCCUUGAGCGAUAUUUCACCUACGUCAACCCUAUAUUUCCGGUGAUUGAUCGAGCCGCUUUCAUGGAGGACUACAAUGCACAGAAGUUUGGGGUUCGUAGUACUGUCGAUAUCAGUGCUCCUCCGCAGACACUUCAACGAGAGCGAAUGCAGAAGAUAUCCAAGCUUCUCCUGUUUUCUAUGUUCGCGUUCGCAGCUCAUUAUUCGGACCUCGAAGAGAACCCUGUACGGCCUGGGCAUGAGUGGGACAUCGGAGCCGAAUACGCAGUCAAGGCGCGCAGGAUUUUGGACUGUGUCUAUCAGGAGAGUCGUAUCUCAACCUGCCAAGCGCUCAUCUUGCUAGGUAUCCGUGAAUUUGGGAUAGGGAUGGCAUUGCGGAUGGCCCUCGACCUUGGACUGAAUAGGAACUCGGAUUCGUGGCGGCACGAUGGGCGCGAUCUUUUCACACUCAAGGAGAAACGGAUCCGCAGACAGAUCUGGUGGGCAUGUUGCUUGGCGGAUAAAUACGCAUCUCAAUUCUUAGGACGUCCAAUGGCGAUUCAUGAAAGUGACUCUGCAGCACUGCUCCCUGAUGUGAAAGAGGACGAUGCCGAAGCGCUAUUGUCGAGUUGCUUCCACGCUGCCGCAUCUCUCUCGGUCAUCCAUGGUGAAGUUAUCGAGAAGAUUUAUCCUGUUACCCGUGUCUCUACCGUCCCCAGGCGCGCUUUGAUGAAUGAGAUUCAUGCACGUCUCCUGCAAUGGUCCAUCAACCUACCCGAGAGCUUGCAGUACUCAUCGACAAGCAACCGGGCUUGCCCCCCUCCUUAUGUACUCUACUUACACUGUCAGUAUUGGGGAGUCAUGCUACUGCUACACAGGCCAUUCAUACCGAGGCGCUUUGGUUCUCAAAUUGCGCCAGGCUCGUCUGCUACUGACCCAGAUCCAAUACCGUGGAAAUCGUUAGACAUAUGUCAGGGUGCAGCAUCCCACAUAUCCGCAUUUGCUACCUUGUAUGAUCAAUCUUAUGAUCUCCAGUGGGGUCCGCCUUUCAUGACCACGAUACUUCAGAGUGCUGGGAUCAUGCAUAUUCUCACAUUGACCCAGAGACCGUCAGAUCCUCAAUCAACUUUAGGUCUGCGUGAUUGUAUAGCUGCUUGCGAUCGGAUGCGGACUAGGUGGCCCAGUGCAGCUCGUUUGGUUGACCUAUUGCGCGGUGCUCGCGUCAACACCGAAAUGGCGCCGCGUACUUCGGCUGAUCGAACUCGUAAACGACCCGCUGAAGACCCAUUGAGCAACGACAUCUCCUCUGUUCCUCAAUGGGAAAAUAAUCGCAUGGCACCGAGCAUGACAUCGAGCAUGGCACCGAACAUGACUCCGAACAUGGCUCCGAUAAACACGUAUGAGGCACCCCUGCAACCGCAAUCCAUGGCAUUCGCGCCUGUUCACGCGCCUCUAGAGGGGCCAAAUCCGUAUGGUGCCUACCUGGCUGAUCUUGCUUCGAGCAUACCUGGCAUGGAGGUCUCAUUCCCUGUCGCACCUGGAUAUGAUUGGUGGCCAUUGUUACCUGCAUCCAGCAAUGUUCCCGUGGUUCCGCUGGCACCCAGCAAUCACGAUCCCUACUUGACAAUGCCAUCGCAGUCUUUCACGUUUGGCGAGCGGCACUACUCACCGGACUUCUUGCAAGCCAUGAGAGACCCAGUGCUUCAUUUUCCUAGUGCACAUCACCCCCAGUGA
Fibroporia radiculosa is the source of this 2472-nucleotide messenger RNA. RefSeq lists its product as uncharacterized. The coding region runs from base 1 to 2472 and encodes 823 amino acids. Gene Ontology annotation, molecular function: zinc ion binding; DNA binding. The transcript has 22 exons. Gene Ontology annotation, biological process: DNA-templated transcription. The record is from RefSeq and is a predicted model, not a curated record. NCBI's taxonomy places the organism in Eukaryota, Fungi, Basidiomycota, Agaricomycetes, Polyporales, Fibroporiaceae.